AAAGAAAUGGAGAGAGUGCAAAAUCGAGAGAGUGCAGGAGAAAAGCUUCUGCUCUAAUGGCGGCGCAUUCUAAGGCAGCCACCUCCGCCGUUCUCGUGCUGCGACUGCCCUCAGGCCUCGAUCUUUAGGUUUUGCCUAAUUGUUUCAAGGUUCAUGAAAUUCAACUCCUACAUGGAUUCUCUUGAAUUUCUUGGAUUAUUACCUAAAAAGCGGAUCCCUUCUGGUGGCUGAUACAGAUGAAGUGGAAACCAAACUUGAGAGUGGAAGCCAUCAAACUAUUGACCUUGAUUUGCGGAUUCCCAUCUGGUGGCUGAUACAGAUGAAGUGGAAUCCAAACUUGAGACUGGAAGCCAUUAGACUAUUGGCCUUGAUUUGGUAAGUAUGUGUGAGAGCUUAGUGAUGUUUUCGCAAAUUUUCUGCAAUUAGUUGCUAGUGGUGUUUCCCUUCUUAUAAUGGAAUUUAACCACAUUUGCAUGCUUUCACAACGGAUUCUCGUCUGGUGGGCUGAUACGGAUGAAGUGGAAACCAAACUUGAGACUGGAAGCCAUCAGACUAUUGACCUUGAUUUGCGGAUUCUUGUCUGGUGGGCUGAUACAGAUGAAGUGGAAACCAAACUUGAGACUGGAAGCCAUCAGACUAUUGACCUUGAUUUGCGGAUUCUCGUCUGGUGGGAUGAUACAGAUGAAGUGGAAACCAAACUUGAGACUGGAAGCCAUCAAACUAUUGACCUUGAUUUGCGGAUUCUCGUCUGGUGGGAUGAUACAGAUGAAGUGGAAACCAAACUUGAGACUGGAAGCCAUCAAACUAUUGACCUUGAUUUGGUUAAUGCUAGUGAAGAUGAUAUAGUUGUCGACUUGCAUCCAUUCACAAUGACACACUAGCUUGCAUGUCUAUCGGGCUCAAGUAUUUCCAAGUAUGAACCUUGCGGUUUCAUCAAGACAUCAACAGCCAUUAGCUUAAGAAUAAAUCUAGUCUAUUGUAAAUAAGAAUACUCUGUUUGUAGUAUUUGGGUUUCCAGUGAAAAAAGCCUAUUGUUUAUACUCCUCUUUUUAUUUUUUAUUAAUAUUA
Sesamum indicum (sesame) is the source of this 1068-nucleotide messenger RNA. Lineage: Eukaryota; Viridiplantae; Streptophyta; Magnoliopsida; Lamiales; Pedaliaceae. The record is from RefSeq and is a predicted model, not a curated record.